Sabethes cyaneus is the source of this 2372-nucleotide messenger RNA. Its product is annotated as protein SPT2 homolog. The coding region runs from base 118 to 2004 and encodes 628 amino acids. The record is from RefSeq and is a predicted model, not a curated record. Gene Ontology annotation, cellular component: nucleolus. Lineage: Eukaryota; Metazoa; Arthropoda; Insecta; Diptera; Culicidae. Gene Ontology annotation, biological process: regulation of DNA-templated transcription; nucleosome assembly. Gene Ontology annotation, molecular function: histone binding; DNA binding. The transcript is spliced from 2 exons.
UUAAAGUGAGCUGGACAAAAAAACAUAUUUUUCGCGUAAUUUCAGUGCAAAAUAAUAGCAACCACUUAGUGCAAAUCAUUCCACCGCUUGCAGCAGUCCAGGGCACGGUAACGAACGAUGGAUUUUGGCAAAUUGCUGAGCGUAGCUCAGCGCAAUGCUGCUACUCCGGAACAAAAGCCAGAGUCUCGCUACUAUUCGACCAAGUUUGCGCCACCAAAAAAGGAAUGCAACAAGAAAAAGCUGUCGGACAACAUAAAAAAGUUCCUCGCCAAAAAGGAACAGGAAGAACGGGAACGUGCUGCGGAGGAAAAACGGAAACGCGAAGAGCUGCUGGCCAAGCGUGAUCCGAAGGCCAAGCGAAAAAUCGAAAAAAUGCUCAAGGUAAUCAAGUCGGCCAACAAAUCGGUGCUGGAGGAUGCCGUCGACAAUCAGGACACCGCCUUGACGCUGCAGGGUCCGGACCAACCGGACGAGGACGACUACGGGUACACGUCGAAUGUGGCCGAUCAGAUCUAUCAGCAGCUGAUGGAGAAGUACAAGAACAACCCGGAGGAGAAGAAAUUUAAAGACGGUGAAAAACGCACCAUGUCCAAGGAGGACAUUGAUCGAGCCAAGGCUCGAGUCAAGGACGCACUUAAUAAGGCACAGGAAGAAGAGUUGGCUCCGAAGAGUAGAAAGCGGAAAGAAACUGCAGGUGGGGAAGAAUCUACUGAAAAAGCUAGUUCUAGCAGUGCAAGUGGAAAGCACUCUUCUCGUCAGGAUCGAUACGAUCCCGAUGAGGAACGCCGAAAAGAAGCGGAAGCAAAGGCGAAAGAAGAAGAGGAAAGGCGAAAAAAACGAGCGAAGCGCCCAGCUGGACCGGCUCCGCCGGAUUUUGCCACACUUCUGAAACUAGCCGAACAGAAACAGUUCGAACCGAUCAAGGUAGAAACGCCGGUGGAGAAAAAGGAACCCGAUCGGCUAAUGACAAAAAAGGAAAAACGCGAGUACGAGGAACGCAUGGCCUACCUAGAGCAAAAGAAGCUGCGAGACCGAAUACGAAACGAUCCGAAACUUUCGGAGAAAGAAAAACAAAGUAGACUUGCAAAAUUGAACGGUGGAAGGCCUCCUAUGAUGGGAAGUAGAAGCAUCUUAUCGGGAGAAAGCACUAGCAACACUUCUUCGCUUACCGUCAAACCAGAACCAACAAAAAAUGUCAUGGCACCGAAUGGAAGAAUUCCAAAGUUGAACUCGUCAGCUACCAGCGCAAAACCUCCACCGAGCCGGCCCGUCAAUGAUCGUCAAACGCUUCCUCAACGCUCGGCUCCUGACCAGGCUUCAAAAAGCAAACUAGAAGCCGCUUUGACGGCGAAAAAACCCUCAAGCGUUUCUCAACCCAUCAAAGAGCAAAAGAAACCAAUCAACGGAAUCAGUCACAAACCUUCGCCGUCUUCUAGCUCUAAACCACCAGUGACAGCCAGCUCUCGAAACGGUCCCUCUUCUACCACCACGUCGUCUUCUUCUUCCUCAGCCGCUGCCACCGGCAGAUCUUCUUCACAACAAUCGAACGGUCAGCAGCAGCGAGCACGACCAUUCCCACCACAACAACCGGCGGCAGAUCGGGGGCAAAAGAGUCGCCCAUUCCCGCCACCGGACGUGCAACGAAAGCGACCCUCCGGUAGCGGCGGUGCACCGCCACCACCACUGUCGAAGAAACGCCGCCCGGUGAUCGACAGCGACAGCGAGUACGAUUCGGAGAUGGACGAUUUCAUCGACGACGGCGACGAGGAGGAGGACUACUCGUCGCACAUCCGUGCCAUCUUCGGGUACGAUCGGUCCCGCUAUCGGGACGAGGACUACGACGAUCGCCAGAUGGAGUCCAGCUUUGCGCAGCAAAUGCGCGAAGAACAGAUCAGCAAAAAGAUCGGCAUCAUGGAGGAUCUGGAGGAUAUGCGGGCCGAGGAGGAGGAAAAGCGCCAGAAAGCGUUGGCCAAGAAGAAGCAGAAGACGAAAGGCGGGAAGUGAGAGUAAGGGGGGCAGUAAGGCGACGGCGGCGGUGGGAAAAAAUCGUUAUGAAAGUUUUUUUUUAUUUUCGUUUCUAUCUAUCUAUAUUAUUUAUUUUAUAUUACUUUUUUAAUUUAGCUUUAGUUGAGAAUGAUUGCGUGUCCGAAACCAGUCACCUGUUACGAACGCAUGUUUCUUUCGGGUUCUUUAUCGUUGUUCAUGAAAAUAAUCGUUAUGGAACACCACUGCGAUAGAACCACUAAAGUGCGGAGAAUCUUUUACUGCAGCAAUGAUUUCUUAUAUUAUACAUAAUAUAAACUACACACUGGCAAUCGUGCAAACGGCGCUAACGCUGAUGAACAAUAUACUUAUACAUAGUAUAACUAGAA